GUGAGCUGGGGCCGGACUCGAGCGAGGAGGCAGCGGGGUGCGGGCAGGGCCGCCCCGAACCGAACCGGGAGAUGUCGGUGGAGCACGACAACUCGGAGCCGAUGGACGAUAACGAGUCGGAUGUCUUUGAAGUUACUCUCCCAAUCACUAUCUUGGUGGUGAGCGAUGACGAUUUUUUGGAAGAUGACGCGGAGGAGCAGGCAGCGCCGGCUCCCGAGUUAGAGGAGGAUGAGCAGGAGGUGAACUUAAACAGUGAUAUCUUCCUAGAAAGUAAUGUGACACCUUCAAAUGAUAGUAGCGGUUUCCGCAUUUUGGAAGAAAACAAGACUGGUCCAAAUACGGAUGAUUGUAUUAAAUACUCUGAAGAAAAAUGUGUUGCUGAGAGUGUGUGUAACAGAUCAGAAUCAUCUUUAAGUGACUGGUGUGAUGCAGGCAAGGAUAACUGUAGUCAAAAACAUGUGUUGCUUACACCAUCUUGCAAAACAGAGCUUAUAGACGUAAAUGAAACCAGUGACAGAGAAGAAUAUGAUGGUGCCUUUCAGAAGAUUCUUCCUCUCCUCUCCUCUACUGACAGUGAGGGUAGAGAGGAUGCCAUCAAGACAAGCAGAGAGUUGACACUGGCAGUGACAUCCAGCCAUAAAGAGGAACUUGCCAGUGUUGCUGGUGUUCUUUCUGAUGUCAGUCAAGAGGAACAACCAGAGGUCCAUAAGGAGAUGGAGACAGUGGAAGCGAAAGAUGCUGAUUCCUCAAAGAAUGAAGAAAAUGAAGCUAAUAGCAGAAAAAGAAAGGCAGUCAAUUUUGAAAAUGAAACUCUGAGUUCUCUUUUCGAACAUGACUUGAAAGAACAACCGACACCUACCUGUAAUAGUUCUGAUCUGUCUUUUAAUGGACGUUGUUCUGCUUCAGAAGAAUUGCUAAAAGAUGUAGGGAAACUGGAGAUGAAUGCUUCCUCUCCAUCUAAAUCAAAUACUACUGAAGAGAAUAUUUAUGAGCCAUUAACACCAUUUCCUAAGAAAAGAUAUCAGCAACAAGAAUUUGUUUCUUCUCAUGCAAGCCCAAAAGAAUUCCAAAGCCAGCAAGAAGGUUUACCAUGGCUAAGUAAUAAUGUGACCAUCAAACCUCUUCCUAAAGCAUCUUGUUCUAUAAAUAAGCAUGAAAGAUGGAAUUUCAAGUGCAAGUUUUGUAGUUCUGUAUAUAAAUACAACGCACAGCUAAAGAAACAUGUUUAUUCAGCUCAUAAAGAUAAGAAAAUACAUAAAUGCUGCUUUUGUAGAAGAACUUUUUUCUUUUCUGUCAACCUUAAGAAUCACCUUAAAUUUCAUGAGAAGAUGGCGAGGUUGCACAAGGCAAGAAAAAAUAGAAUAAAUGCGAGAAAGGUCAGGCAGAGGAGAUCCGAAGAAAGAAAAUCUGAGACCAAGAAAAGACAAAAUAAAUAUGACAGAUAUUUCAUCAAAAUUGAAAGGGACUUUAAACCUCUGGGUGUGCCAGUUAGUUUUUCCUGCAAAAUUUGUUUAUUUGCUUCAUCAAAUCCUAAGAUUUUUAUUCAUCACAUGAAGAGACAUAAAGUAAGACCACCUUACCAGUGUCCUCAGUGUGACUACUCCUGCAAUAGCUUAUCCUAUCUGUUAAAUCACAUGUACUGGCAUGCUGGGUAUAAACUGUACCAGUGCAGGUUUUGCACCUUUUUAUCAUUGUAUUUUGCAAGCAUGGUAAGGCACAGCUACAUACACUCACAGGCUAAACCAUAUUCCUGUGAGUUCUGCCAGUCAGCAUUCAGAAGCAGCACUGCGUUAGAGAGACACAGAAGAUUACAUGCAGGCAAAGAAACAUGCUGUGGGCAGCAAUGCAACGUCAUAAGUGAAAGAAAGACAACUCAAAGACCUGUAAAGAAUUAUAAAUGUCAUGAGUGUAAUGUAGUCUUUUUCACUAGAGGACAGCUCAGCUUUCAUAAGAAAUUUCAUCAACAGUUUAAGGCUGCUGGUAAUGGUUAUAUGAAUCACAGCAAUGAAUGUCAUAAAAGCAAAAUAUGUGAAGUUGGCAGGGAUUCCGAGGACCACGUUUCUCUGCCUCUGGCUUCAGAGGUAAACUUUGAGCAG
Messenger RNA from Athene cunicularia (burrowing owl), 2096 nucleotides. RefSeq names its product zinc finger imprinted 3-like. The annotation marks the transcript as partial. The record is from RefSeq and is a predicted model, not a curated record. Lineage: Eukaryota; Metazoa; Chordata; Aves; Strigiformes; Strigidae. The transcript has 3 exons.